GUAGCCUGGCGGGCGGGGCCGCCUCGGACCGUGGAGCCGCUCCCCGCGCGGCGCCGCCCUCCUGCUCACCACCUCCCGCUCCGUGUGGUUUGUGGUAUCCUCGGAGGGGCAGAAGGUGUUCUCCUGGGGCAGUCCCGGCCCUGACAGGCGGACAGGCGGCCGAGAGCGCGGAUGCCCGCGGGCGUGCGCGCGUGGGAGGCGGCUGCGCUCUUCCCGCUGGGGCCCGGCGCGGCCUGAGGAUCCCCGGGUCAGCCGGGACGCUCACUGGCCGUGGACUGGGCCUGGGCGCGCGCGAGGCGGCGGCGGCGGCGGGACCCCGGGACCCCAGGCCGCGCGACACAGCCCGGAGGAGCCUCGCCCACGCUCGCGCCCCUCCCCCGCUCCGCUUCCUUCCUCCGUUCGGCGCGCCCGAGAGCGAGCGCGGGCCGGGACGCGAACCCGGGCAAGCCUCGGGCCGUUCAAUUCGGCGGCUCCGGGCCCGCUGCCCGCGCGCUAGUUGCGAGGCGUGGCCGGGCGGAGGAGGCGCUUUGGGGGGCGUGGGGCUCCCCAGCUGGCGGUGGCGACCGAGAGGGCGCGCGGGACAAUGAGCUGGGUGGCUGCGCGCUGCGGCUGAACGGGCCCACCUGCGAGCAUGGCCCGAAUGCCCGAGCCAGGUGCCCCGCGGCUUUAAGGUCCGAGCGCUGCGGCCGGGGCGGCGGGGACGUUCCUUUAUUAAUUGAUUGAUUUGUGGAGAGCUCCCUCUGAGCAGCCGCGAUGGCCAGCACCAGGAGCAUCGAGCUGGAGCAUUUUGAAGAACGGGACAAAAGGCCGCGGCCGGGGUCGCGGAGAGGGGCUCCCAGCUCCUCCGGGGGCAGCGGCAUCUCUGGCCCCAAGGGCAAUGGGCUCAUCCCCAGCCCGGCGCACAGUGCUCACUGCAGCUUCUACCGCACGCGGACCUUGCAGGCCCUCAGCUCGGAGAAGAAGGCCAAGAAGGCGCGCUUCUACCGGAAUGGGGACCGCUACUUCAAAGGCCUGGUCUUUGCCAUCUCCAGCGACCGCUUCCGUUCCUUCGACGCGCUCCUCAUGGAGCUCACCCGCUCCCUGUCAGACAAUGUGAACCUGCCCCAGGGCGUCCGCACAAUCUACACCAUAGACGGCAGUCGGAAGGUCACUAGCCUGGACGAGCUGCUAGAAGGAGAGAGUUACGUGUGUGCCUCCAAUGAACCGUUUCGUAAAGUUGAUUACACCAAAAACGUUAAUCCGAACUGGUCUGUGAACAUCAAGGGAGGCACAAGCCGAGCCUUGGCCGUGGCCUCUGUGAGAAGCGAGGCGAAAGAAAGCAAGGAUUUCAUCAAACCCAAGCUAGUGACUGUGAUUCGAAGCGGAGUGAAGCCUAGGAAGGCCGUGCGGAUCCUUCUGAAUAAAAAGACUGCCCAUUCCUUUGAGCAGGUCCUAACGGAUAUCACCGAAGCCAUUAAACUAGACUCUGGCGUGGUCAAGAGGCUGUGCACCCUGGAUGGAAAGCAGGUUACUUGUCUGCAAGACUUUUUUGGUGAUGAUGAUGUUUUUAUUGCUUGUGGACCUGAAAAAUAUCGUUAUGCCCAAGAUGACUUUGUCCUGGAUCAUAGCGAAUGCCGUGUUCUGAAGUCAUCUUAUUCCCGAGUCUCAGCUGCUAAGUAUUCUGGAUCCAAAAGCCCAGGACCCUCUCGCCGCAGCAAGUCACCAGCUUCAGUAAAGAGGGCUGGCCACUCCAGUGCCUAUUCUUCAGCCAAGUCCCCAGUUAAUGGAACGCCCAGCAGCCAGCUUUCCACUCCUAAGUCCACCAAGUCCUCCAGUUCCUCUCCAACCAGCCCAGGAAGUUUCAGAGGACUGAAGCAGAUUUCUACUCAAGGCGGAUCUUCAUCCAAUGUGAACGGUGGAGCUGAGCUUGACUGCUGCGUGAGUCCUGAAGGUGUGAAUGGAAACAGGUGCUCUGAGUCAUUCACUCUUCUGGAGAAAUACAGAAUCGGGAAGGUCAUUGGAGAUGGCAACUUCGCGGUAGUUAAAGAGUGUAUGGACAGGUCUACUGGAAAAGAGUUUGCGUUAAAGAUUAUAGACAAAGCCAAAUGCUGUGGAAAGGAACAUCUGAUUGAGAACGAAGUGUCAAUACUGCGCCGAGUGAAGCACCCCAACAUCAUCAUGUUGGUGGAGGAGAUGGAAACGGCGACUGAGCUCUUUCUCGUGAUGGAACUGGUCAAAGGUGGAGAUCUCUUCGAUGCAAUUACUUCUUCAACCAAGUACACCGAGAGAGAUGGAAGUGCCAUGGUGUACAACCUAGCCAAUGCCCUCAGAUAUCUGCAUGGCCUCAGCAUUGUACACAGAGAUAUCAAGCCGGAGAACCUCCUAGUGUGUGAAUAUCCGGAUGGAACCAAGUCUUUGAAACUGGGAGACUUUGGGCUGGCGACAGUGGUUGAAGGCCCUUUGUACACAGUCUGUGGCACACCGACCUACGUGGCGCCAGAGAUCAUUGCUGAAACAGGCUAUGGCCUGAAGGUGGAUGUUUGGGCUGCCGGCGUGAUUACGUACAUCCUUCUCUGUGGAUUCCCACCAUUCCGGAGUGAGAGCAAUCUCCAGGAAGAUCUCUUUGACCAGAUCUUGGCUGGGAAGCUGGAGUUUCCAGCCCCCUACUGGGACAACAUUACAGAUUCUGCCAAGGAAUUAAUCAGUCAAAUGCUUCAGGUAAACGUUGAAGCUCGCUGUACCGCAGGAGAAAUUCUGAGUCACCCCUGGGUGUCUGAUGACACACCCCAGGAGAACAAUAUGCGAGCUGAGGUGACAGGUAAACUGAAGCAGCACUUCAGUAAUGCGCUCCCCAAACAGAACAGCACCGCCACUGGGGUCUCCGUCAUCAUGAACACGGCUCUAGAUAAAGAGGGGCAGAUUUUCUGCAGCAAGCACUGUCAAGACGGCAGCAAACCAGCGAGGGAGCAGACCGCGGGGACAGUCCCUCCCUCAGCCCAGGAGGCCCCUCCCCCGCAAGAGUCUCCCAAGCGCCCUCGUCCUCCAGCCGCCUCAGGCUGUGAUCUGGCAGGGACCUGGCGCCGCCACCGAGACUGAACUCUGUAGGCAGGCCCGAAGCUGCCGGGGUCAGCCGUGCCAGGAAGGCCGCCCUCCCUCCCUCCCACCAGGCCUCACCGUCUCCUCGCUGAAGGAGCCUCCCUUUCCUCCCUGCGGCUGUGACAGUCUGUUGGCAUGUUCUGUCACUGUCUGGGAGCAGGACUGGGGCAUCCUGGAGCCGGUGCUCAGCGUAGCCUCAUGUAUUUUGGGCUCUGCUGGCAUGUCAGCUGUGGGGACACACUUGGAGUGACUCAUUUAAAUCCUCAGUGUUUCUACCCAGAGAAUGCAACCUUUAUUGGGAAUUACAUUCUUUUUACAGAAAUGCAUUGGAUGGACUAGGAGUCUCCUAUUGAGGGAUACUCCAAGUGCUCCCUUCUCACGGGGAUGUCCUCUGAGAGGCAACAUGACCUCUUCCUCUUCUAGGGGACCUGAGGCUCCCAGAUUCUGAAUAGAAGAAGAAAUGAGCCCCUGAGAAGACUGUGUGGUCAUCACCCUCCGAUUCCUGGUGUAGGGGAUGCUUUCUGACGCCCCAGGAAGCAGCAGCUCCCGCCCCAGUCUGGGGUGCAGGGCUCACAGACCUAGCGGACAUGCCCUCAGUUUCCCCACCUUCCUGUGUUGAGAAAUGCUAUGAAGUUGGCCUGUGGACUUGGCAAUGGAAAGUGCAGCAGCUCUUGGCAGAGCAGGAUCAGCCCGGCUGAGUCGCCAACAGGGCCUCCUCUCCCCUGCUCUCUGACAGGAGCAGGCCGAAAGCCAUGGCAGGUCUGCUGAGACCCAGCGGGGACUGGGGUGCACGGUGCUCCUUGAAUGUCCUGUGACCAACCUUCUGGAAGGCUGCUGGCAGUUUUUCCUUUUUUUCCACCGCCCUACUCUUUUUAAUAAUUGUAUAUAACUAUGUAUUUGUUUGGCCUUCUUGUCUUCUAAACGAGUGGGCCCUACAGUUCUCUCUGACUGUUAGAUUUUGCCUUCUCCAAGUAUCCCCAACCUGCAAUAAACUCUUUCCUCUUCGGAAAAGCUGUGGGGUGGGCAGAGGUUUCUGUGUGGCUGCUUUGGAAAGUGAGUAUGAUCAGAGCUCCUCUCCUUGGUCCAGGCCCUCAGGGCCUGUGCCUGGGGUCAUGACUGGAAGAGCACACAGAUCUUUGCCUUGGUUAAACGUGUGUGAGCACAGGUGCUGGGACUCGGACUCAUGGCCCAGGCACCAGAUAAGCAAGUUGUUCCGAGAGGGCUAGGGACGCUCACAGCUAAGUGGGGCUCACAGAAAGUAGGCUAGACCCGCUCCUCCCGUGCCUGUCCUGGCUGGGCCCUGCUCCUCUCUGACUUGUAAGCCACAAGUUUCCCUAUAAAGCUCUGCUUUCUGCUUGUGACCUUGUUCAUCUGUGCCUCCUGUUACCCAGAGCUGUUUCUGUCACCUUGGAGCUUACAACUGUCCAGCUUGAAAGCCCUGUGGCCCUGUGUUCCACCCAAAGCCAUGGCUGUAGCAGACACAGGAGGAGGAAGCGUUCAAGAACGCUGUGAGAUGCAGGGUUAGAACACUUUGCACGUGUCUCUUCACUAACUGGGUAAAGAGCCCUUUUUAAAAAGAUGUAUUCUUAACUAUGUGUACGCCUGCCUGUGCGCAUGUAAAUGCAUUAUCCAUUGAGACCAGAAGAGGGCAGCAAACCUGCAGCUGGGUCUAGGCAGUUGUGAAUGGGCAGACAUGGUCCUCUGGAAGAACAGGGCUUUUAACCUCUCAGCCAUCUUCCCAGCGCCAAGAACAAGAUUUUUCAUAGCCGUGUGGCCGUUUCAUUUUCAGAGAGGGGAAGAGCUAAUGCAGGAGGAAACCAGGACAGGUGGUGGGGCAGGGAAGAGCCCUGGUUCAGCAUGUGUCCUUCUGUUUGUCCCUGUGGGAGGCAGACAGAGGCAGUGACUUCUGCACGGUCCUUUCCUGGUGGGUAGCUAGCUUGGCCAGGACAGAGGAGCCACAGGAGGGCAUGGCUGUGGUUGUGCCCCACUGCUAAGCUGGUGUCUAUCCAGGCAGCAGGACUGGGGAAGGCUGGUGUCCCGAGCAAAGGUUCGAGACACAGUUCCUCUGUGCAUUUGCUACAUAUACUUAGGAGCUGUAAUUCUGUCUCAUGACCCAAAUUAAAUUCAGGUUCUUUAUUUCCGGCUGCUCAGAGCCUGUGGAGAGAACGCAGGUGCCUGUUCAGACUGCGGAGAGAGGUUAAACUUGGAAUUGUGGCAGAGAAAUGUACUUGAUGGCCCCCACAGCUGAGGGGUCUCCAUGUCUCUCUGUCUCUGCCUCCCUUUAAAAAGGUGAUGGGUAUGGAAAUGUGUUACAUGUGUUCAUUAAAUGCAUUUGAUAAAACUCCUAGGAUCUUCUCAUGGCUGAGAUGGUAAUCUGUGACUUAGGAGAUGGGACAGUGUGGGAUGAAGUGACCAUAUUGAAGGAAAACAUGCUGAUUAAUGUCUUGUAGAAAAUGCUAGAGCAGUUUACCAUCCCGUGGAAAUAUAUAGAAUAUACCACUCGUGUUAACAUUUUCAUAAUACCACAUUAAAAAUUUUAAAAGGAA
Mesocricetus auratus (golden hamster) is the source of this 5621-nucleotide messenger RNA. It is a transcript of the gene Dclk2, whose product is annotated as doublecortin like kinase 2. Lineage: Eukaryota; Metazoa; Chordata; Mammalia; Rodentia; Cricetidae. Gene Ontology annotation, molecular function: protein kinase activity; ATP binding. Bases 754 to 3075 code for a protein of 773 amino acids. The transcript has 17 exons. Gene Ontology annotation, biological process: protein phosphorylation; intracellular signal transduction. The record is from RefSeq and is a predicted model, not a curated record.